AUGGCUCGGCGCCCACGCCUUGCAGCGCAAGCCGCUGCCGCUUCCAUGCGAACUCCAAUUCCAAACAUAUCAGACAAUGAAGAUGAAGAAAUGCCAGACGCAACUUCUGUCGAAGCAGAGACUCCCCAAGACGAAGACGAAGAUCAAGAACCCAAUGCAGACGAAGAGACCGAACAAGCUGAAGUCGAAGAUGUAGCUACUCCCUCGCGCGACUCGGAACCACCCUCCCUUGCCGCAACUCCUCGUCGCUCGGGCAGGCAAUCAGCUGUUGGCCCACGAGGUGGCAGACGAAGACUCGGUCGGCCACCUAAGCGCCCAGUACUUGCUUCGGAGGAUGAGAACAAUGAUGUGGCUUCAGAAGUCAACACUCCUAAGCGCAGAGGGGGUUUCCGAGGACAUCGGGGGAAUCGCUGGGCAAAAUACAAAGCGGGAACAACGAGAACGUCGCAUGCACCUCUAGAUGUCGAUGGUAACCCCAUGAACAUCGUGAACGACGAGGUCGAGCUUCCUGACGAUCCCGAGGGCGAGGAGAAGGUCGACAAAAACGGUGAACUCUUAGGCGGCAGAGAAUACCGGGUUCGGACGUUCACCAUCUUAGGUCGUGACGACAGAUUAUACAUGCUGUCUACUGAACCUGCGCGAUGCAUUGGUUUCCGUGACUCGUAUCUGUUCUUCCAGAAACACAAAAAUCUCUACAAGAUCAUCAUCGACGAUGACGAAAAGAGAGAUCUGAUCGAGCGAGACUUGAUCCCUCACUCAUACAAAGGUCGGGCGAUCGGUGUGGUCACAGCUCGUUCAGUCUUCCGCGAAUUCGGUGCCAAAAUCGUCAUUGGCGGCAAGAAAGUCAUCGACGAUUAUGACGGCAAGAAAGCGCUAGAGCAGGGAGAUGUCGAGGGCGAGUUGGCUGUUCCGGAGGACCGCUUGCCCCUGCCAGGCGAGCCUUACAACCGCAAUCAGUACGUUGCGUGGCAUGGAGCUAGUGCCGUCUAUCACAUGAACAUUCCAAACGUGCCGGUCCCAAAUGCGAAAGUACAGGAGGCUAAGCGCCGGAAGAUUGUAGUGACAAGCGAUAAUUGGAUGCUUGAACAUGCUCGAGAAGCUAGUCGUUUCAACUCAUCACUGGCAGCUGCGCGGCUCGAUAACAUAAAUGGGAUCUACGAUAUACACACCAAUGUUUUGCAAUGUUCUGCCAGCACGCAACCUACGCAGGCAAGAUGGGAACUUGUUGACGAUGAAGCCGACACUCAGGGUGAUGACGAGACCGCUCGACUGCCUCGCCUCAAUCCAGUCUAUGGACGCAACUUCCGAAUCCACGAUAUUUGUCUGGAAACGGCACCGGAAUCAUGGUUUGGCAGUGCUGGAGGGUUGGACGCAAACACAGGUCUCGCAUCAAUACCUUCAGAAGUAUUCGACGAACUACCCCCGGAUGUUCUUUCAGCUUUGAUCGAGGCAAGAGAUCGCGAGGCCAGCUGGAGAAACAAAUGGCAAACAGAGCACGUUGACGGUCUUCGAGCACGUAUUCCUCCUUCAAUUGAGUGGUUCCCUAAGUGA
Exophiala bonariae is the source of this 1551-nucleotide messenger RNA. RefSeq lists its product as uncharacterized. The transcript has 3 exons. Gene Ontology annotation, cellular component: nucleus; RSC-type complex. Bases 1 to 1551 code for a protein of 516 amino acids. Gene Ontology annotation, molecular function: chromatin DNA binding. NCBI's taxonomy places the organism in Eukaryota, Fungi, Ascomycota, Eurotiomycetes, Chaetothyriales, Herpotrichiellaceae. The record is from RefSeq and is a predicted model, not a curated record.